GUCUGCGUUGGCGUAGAACAAGUCUCUUUUCUCACCUCCUUUUUCGCACUAUCCUCCUCAGUCGCUAUAUCUUUAGUCGGGGAACUCUUUGCCGGGGAACUCCUAGCUUUCGCACAACCUUCCUGCACUUCAUCAGAAAUUACUCGCGCAUUAGUCAAGGAACUUUUAUCAUCCGUAUUCACUAAGCGCUUCUCCGGGGCACUUUCAUCGGGGAACUUUUAGCCAGGGAACUUUCAGUCGAGGAACUUUUCACUUCGUGUGAUGUUUGCGUUUCGUCUCUCACUCUAUCAUUGGGAAACACUCGCGCACUCGCCAAACUCUUAGUCGGGGAACUUUUAGUCGCGGAACUUUUAGCCAGGGAACUUUCAGUCGAGGAACUUUUCACUUCUUGUGAUGUUUGCGUUUCGUCUCUCACUCUAUCAUUAGGAAACACUCGCGCACUCGCCAA
Messenger RNA from Acanthoscelides obtectus, 448 nucleotides. The record is from the annotation of a GenBank genome assembly. NCBI's taxonomy places the organism in Eukaryota, Metazoa, Arthropoda, Insecta, Coleoptera, Chrysomelidae.